CAGAAAAAACUUUCCUUUUUUUCGUUUUGUGAAUCUCGUGACUAAUAAUGGCCACCGUGACCGUGCUCAUUGAUUCUAUCUUCCGACGUUCUGUGUCCACCUAAAUACAUAUGGACCUCGGACUUACAUUUUCACGAUGACUGAGACAACGACAAGGGAGCACGAUAUAUAUCAUCAGGGUUUAUUCACGAGGAUCGAGGAAUGCAGGUCAGGCCCUGCUAAGCGCUUCGCCACACUCGCAACAGCCAGAUGCUAGAAUGUGAAUACCACCAAUCUGUCUUUAUCUGAAGACACGCGCCGAACCUGGCGCUUUUUAGGGGGGUUUCACAUCCAUCGAGUCAUGGUCGCGUUCGGGCGACUGAAGCCUCGCCAUGUCCGGCUCAUCGCGAUAUCCAUCGUUCUGUAUUACAUCUACACGACUUUCAAGUACCACUCAAAUCGACUUAGCAAGUCGGAAUCGGUUUGGACAGAAUCGCUGCCAUUGGAGUCUUCUACUCAAAUUCCAAAUAAUCUCUCAUUUUCAGCACAAGUCAGCAUUGCUCGAGAAUCCUCACGUUGUGCUCCCAAGCAGCAUUCACGAACCCUAGGAACAGGCGCCCUCUUUGUUAUUUCAUUAAAACGUGUCGAGUCGAGGCGUCAGCAAAUGGAUGUGCUCGCGAAGGCCCUCGAUUUGGAUUUCACAUACAUUAACGCAACAGACGCUCAGUCAUCUGGUGCAUACGGUUUACAAAGGGCUGAAAGAAUCAUCAACCGCGUACGGUGGCAACGGGAUCGUUUAGACGAAAAGGAUUUGGAAGACGGCUCCGUGGAAGCAGACUUUCAUCCAAGACCUUCUGAAAACCAUCCAAACUACGUAUUCGAUGCGUUUCCGUUCAAAUGGUCGAACGACGCCAUGGACAAUUUUGUUGAUCCUCUGGCGAACGAGUUGGGCAUAUCUGGAAGUGAUUUUUGGACGCUGGAAUUGGAUCGCUUUGACUCAGGCGAAGGCUUGGAUGAGGCAAUGGCUUGGGAAGCCGCAAAUCCCAUGCCUGCUCAUUGGCUGCAUGAAUCAUGGAAGCAGUCUUCGGAAGCCUUAGUAAACCACGCUUCGGUUAGGAACAACCUGCAGAUGAGUGAUCAUCUAAGUCUGGGUGGCGUUGCGUGUGCGGAUUCCCAUAUACGUGCAAUUCGAGAGAUUAUACGGAGGAAACUCGACUCGGCGAUAAUUUUCGAAGACGAUAUAGACAUCGAAUUCUCAAUUGAGAGAAUCUUACAACACGAAUGGCCAUUCCUUCCUCCAACCUGGGACAUUGUCUACCUUGGACACUGCUGGUCAUCUACCGAACCUUUCCAGCCUUUCCUUGAUCCAAAAGCAACCUAUCUACGCAAAACCCAACACGCUUUAUGUCUCCAUGCUCACGCUAUCUCCCUCAGAGGCGCACAUAAACUCGCUCGAUUCCUUCGUUCGCCCGAUUACGCGUAUUCACGGCCAAUAGACCAUUUGAUCAAGGACCUAGUGCAGAUGCAUUAUCUGGAGAGUUACACGUUUGUUCCCGCGUUGGUUGUACAGACGAAGGAGGAAGAGAGUCAGAUCAAGGUGGGACAGAUGAAUAGUGCGUGGAAGGAUGUGAGUGGGGAGUGGCUUGUGGAUUCGACGAAGGAAAGGAUAGCAUUGGUGAGUGGUGGGUUUGACGAGAGUGGAUGAAGUUAGGUAUUAUUAUCUGUAUCAGUGCAUUAUCUUUAGGGGAAAGUAAGUAGGUUAAGAAGUAAUAAAUUGAAAAUGGCCGGGCUAUUAUUAUACA
Messenger RNA from Lentinula edodes (shiitake mushroom), 1781 nucleotides. RefSeq lists its product as uncharacterized. The record is from RefSeq and is a predicted model, not a curated record. The transcript is spliced from 4 exons. The coding region runs from base 341 to 1684 and encodes 447 amino acids. NCBI's taxonomy places the organism in Eukaryota, Fungi, Basidiomycota, Agaricomycetes, Agaricales, Omphalotaceae.